Molecule: messenger RNA, 348 nt
Organism: Brenthis ino (lesser marbled fritillary)
Lineage: Eukaryota; Metazoa; Arthropoda; Insecta; Lepidoptera; Nymphalidae
Source: the annotation of a GenBank genome assembly
AUGAGUGAAUUAGUUUGGGGUAUUAAAAACGGCGACAUAGACCAAGUAAAGGACUUCGUGGAAAAAAAUAAAAUUGAUGUCAAUGCACUUAUUGAUGGCCGAGUUCCUCUACAUUAUGCAGCCGACUAUGGACAAACAGCUGUGGUGAAUUAUUUACUGGACAAAGGAGCUGACCCUAAUAUGAUAGACAAACAUGGUAUAUCUGUAAUUCUUGCAGCAAUUUGGGAAGGACAUACUGACUGUGUUAAAACAUUACUUAAACAUGGUGCAUCCAAAAAUGGAAAAACACCAGACGGUACACCUUACAUUGAUGCUGCUGAAAAGGAUGAGAUUAAAGAGCUGCUAACA